AAAUACAAAUAAAUGGUGGAAGGAAGAAAGCCAGCUGAGUCUGGGAGCACUUCCACAGGUAUAGGGAACCCUGGAGCUCUCCGACUGAGAACAGUACAGGAUCCAGGGAAUGCAAAUCUACCAAACCAUUCAAGGCGUGGUAUUCAGGCGUAGGUUCUGAGGUGACAGUUGGAUAGUAAAGAGGAAGCUGAAGCUGUGGAGGUCUGGCCGUGAAGGAAGCUGAGACCAUGCGAAGCCCUCAGAGGAUGCUCAGCACCGGGAUAUGAAAAAGCAGGACUGCGGAAAGGAGUGAUGACCAGUGAUCUUUGCUCAGGCUGGAUGUUGAAGCUCAUGCCUCAGGACACCUACCGAGAACAGUGCACCAGCUACUGGGACCAGCUUUCCAUCUACUUAGUGCCGCUCUGUGCCUGAACUGCUAAAGCCAGCUAACCACAAAUGGCUACCCAAAGGAAACACUUGGUGAAAGAUUUCAAUCCGUACAUCACCUGCUAUAUCUGCAAAGGCUAUCUGAUCAAGCCAACAACAGUGACAGAAUGCCUCCACACAUUCUGUAAGACCUGUAUUGUCCAGCACUUUGAAGACAGCAAUGAUUGUCCAAGGUGUGGCAACCAAGUUCAUGAAACAAAUCCAUUAGAAAUGUUGAGGUUGGAUAAUACAUUGGAGGAAAUUAUAUUUAAGCUGGUACCUGGGCUACGAGAACAAGAACUUCAGCGUGAAUUGGAAUUUUGGAAGAAAAAUAAACCUCAAGAAAAUGGACAAGAUGACGUGUCAAAGGUUGACAAAUCUAAAGCAGAUGAAGAAGGUGAUGAAAACCAAGAUGAUAAGGACUACCAUAGAAGUGACCCACAAAUUGCUAUCUGUCUGGAUUGUUUACGAAAUAAUGGGCAGUCAGGGGACAAUGUAGUAAAGGGUCUCAUGAAGAAAUUCAUUCGAUGUUCUACACGAGUUACUGUAGGAACUAUUAAAAAAUUUCUAAGUUUAAAACUAAAACUUCCAAGUUCUUAUGAGUUGGAUGUGCUGUGCAAUGGUGAAAUUAUGGGGAAGGAUCAUACCAUGGAAUUCAUCUAUAUGACAAGAUGGCGACUAAGAGGAGAAAAUUUUCGCUGUCUGAACUGCUCAGCCUCGCAAGUCUGCUCUCAGGAUGGCACUUGGUAUCAGUCAUACCCUAUGGUAUUGCAGUAUCGACCAAGAAUUGACUUUGGGUAGGCCAAGGAGCCCAGACUGCACUGAAUGAACCCUGCACUAUUUGUUUACUCAUCGGCAGAUUGCACAGUGAGCGGUGUGUGGACUUGAGAGACACGAUCUGAUUUUCAGCAUGCACAUAAGGCCAUUGUCUGUCUCGACAUUGUCAGUUUCCUUCAUGUUGUUUCUACUAGGAGCAAUCCAAGUGCCCUUCUGCUACUGACCAUCUGCAUAAGAUAUUCGUCUCGUCUCACAGUGUGCAAAGCACGGCUGAAAUCAGCUAGGAGUAUAGCCGUGACUCUGCUUUCUCAAUGUUUUGCUUGCCUGUUGCAAGAUUGUUCUAAUGUUAAUUACACUAGUAAAAUGGCUCAAUCCUUGUGGUGUUGCAGUUUUCACAUACUUAAUACUUUUAUUCUUGUUAAAAUAGAGUACUGUACAAGAACUAGUAUAAUUAUAUCUUGAAAUUAUUUUGUAUAAAAAUAUAUUUAGAAGAGUGGUUUCUGAGCCACUGUCCUAUUCUUGGUAAACUUUUAUGUAAAAAAGAAUAAACGGCCAAAAAAAAAAAAAAAAAACCAAAAUGCCAGCUCAUUCUUGAGUGUGCAAGUCCUUUUGUGAAGAAUUCCAGUUAUCUUUUGACCAGAGCACAUUACAAUUGGAGCUAUCCUGAAUGUCUGGGUAGUCUCUACCAUUGCACAGGAAGGCGUGUUAGCCCUUCACAUUGAAAACGUAUGUGACUUGGACAACUGAAGUUCAUAAUGUUGGCAGCUGAUCAUAUUGAUGUCUAAUAAAAUUAAUGUGUGAGUAUGUUAAUGUUUGUCAAUGUCUUAGGGCAAGUGGGUGUUGCUCUACAAAACUCCAUUUGUUGUCUUGCCUGUGUUGUGUGUGCAUCAUGGCAUUGUCGAUGCCGUUUUGUGAAAGCAUUGUUUCUUUUAAGUUGGCCUUAGGCAUGUGUUGUGGCAUGCAGAGGGUUAUGUAUAAUGGUUUUAAAUACUAGGAUUUUAGAUAAUAUUCGCUCAUUUAUGGAUUUCCAAAAUCUCAAGUUACUGAUCCAGAUUGUUAGCUGCAUAUCACAUUUCCAAACCAUACCCACAAAAUAAAUGCUAUGUAAUAGAUAAAUAUUCUAACCAAAAUUGGUGGUUUUGGGAUAUUUUAUUUUAGAUACUGUAGUAAACAGGAAGUGGGAUUGUUGUUUUCACUGUGAGUUCAUUAAAGGUGAGUGUAGUAGAAGUCAGAACUCUGAUGAUGUCCUUGAUAUUGACAGUUUGCUUAAGUCUUCCACACGUGAAAUUAGCCUGCAAGUCAGGGUCCUCUGUUAUCUUAUUACAUGAAAAGCAUUUUAGAUCUUGUCAAAUACAUAGUUGAAAAGAAAACUGUGAAACAUGUCUAUUGGUUGCUUUGAAACACACAAGUUAACUUCUGACAGGUGGGGGAAAAUAGGAAAAAUGACUUUUUUCAGAAAUCUGAUAAGAGCACCGUGUGUUCCACACAUCGUUUUUAGACUGUGAACACAGGUGCUCUACAUUUCCCUGUAAAAUACUUCACAAGCUGAUGCUUUCUGAUUUUCAGAGUGCUUCGUAGAAAUAAAACAUCGUACAGCUCUAAGAAAUAUACAAAGUGAAGCUCAAUCUUGGAGUAUUUUAUAAUAUAAAAGGCUGAAAGUUUAUGAUUUUUCCUUACAUCUUUUUUUUCAAGUCAAAAGGUAUAUUAAAGUUUGCUGCAUUAGAAGGCCAUAGCAACUCUUUAACUUGAGGUUGUUAUAGAUGGGCUGUUUCUGGAAGAACUCACGAGCAGGAUUUAAAAGAUAGUUGAUUUACUCUAAAGUUUAGACCAUUUUGUUUGACCAAAAACCUGAAUCUAUUAUCUAACUACAGAAAUUAUUUUGAUGUUUUGUAAAACCUAGUUCCUCGUUAUCUCUAAGAAAAAUUUAAAGAUACUACAGUUUGUCACAUUUAGAUAAGUAUAUUUUAAAUAUGAAGGUUAAUUUUAAUUAAGUCAAAAUCAAUUUUGAAAACCAAACACUAAGACUUGGCUAUUUUGCUCCUCAUCAAGAUGUAAGGCCAUAGGUAAAUUUUACAUACAAGGUCUCUUUAAAUUUUGCUUGUUGCCUGAUGACAUGUUAUGACUAUUUUCCAGGGACACAUAGGAAAUAGUUAUGAAAGGAAGCAACUUUAUAAAAGUUCCUUUAUUUAAUGUUAUGCAUUGACAUUUUCACUGAGAUGUAAAAGACUAUAUUCCAAAACAUACCAUUAAGGAUGGCUGGUGUCACAUGGGAACAUGGGUAAUGUGGUGUUGCUAGUGGAGUCAGGCUUUUUAAGCUAGCCUCCUCUGGUAUAUCAGCCAAGUGUAGACCACUUUCUUGUCUGGUGUGACAUGCACCAAAUUCCCACUUAGUUGCCCUUGUAAGGAACCCGCUGUAGGAAACAUGAGCAGGCACUGUGUGUGGCCAACUUUACAUGUACAGGGUUGCUUAACAAAACCCUCUAGAAUAGCCCUGAACCUAUACACUCAAGAAUACGUGAACGUUAUUCUUCAAUCUGUUGUCCCUUAAGCAAUAAACUAAAGAACCCUACUCCAGAAAAGAUUUUUACCUGUUUUAUCUGCCUUAAAAAUCAGCCCUAAAGAAAGGGGCCAAGGAAUCUUGAAUAUAAAGAAUGCCUGUGGUCUGUAAGAAUCACUUCAAAUUGCAGUGAUCACAUAAGUUAAUAGAGAAAGAAAAUGUCCUUUUCUCGGUUGGUCCUAAAAAUUAAACUAAAGAGUUCGUUCAUGAGAUUAUAUUAAGUCUGAGGUUUGGGUAAUGAGUAAUGUUUUUGACAACUUUUAAAUAUUCUUUAUUCACUAAGCAUCUACCCCGUACUAAUGUGCCACAUUGUACAAACAUAGUGAAAGAGAACAAAUGUUCAUUUGAACUGAGUCCGUAAUAAAACCAUUAUGUUAUAUAAUAUUAUAAACUGUUAAGCUUUACUGACUAUUUAAAAGAAAGUGCCUCAUUGCUAAAGUGUGUUUCUGUUUUAGGUUACCUGCAUAAGUCUCCAGUUAUCUGUAUCUGUCUCAUAAAUGGUUUCAUAUCUAAGUGGGUACUUAAAAGCUAAAGUCUUUUUCAAAAAGUUUUGUAUCACCAAAGACAUUUUAUUGUUAAUAACCAUGUUGGAGACAGUUUGGACAGUUCAGAAGAUGGAAACUAGUAGAUUGUGACCUGACGGUAAAUAGGUAGUAACCUUGAUUGCUUACCAAAACAUUGCCAAUGAAGGCACUGCAGUUCGAGUUCUUGGUGGGAUGAGUCAAAUGCCUCUUUUGCUACAGUGUAUUUCCCUUCAAAUAUGGGUUUUUUUCCAGCUACAUCUGGUAGACCUUAGAAAAUCCUCAAAUAUGAGAAAGAAAACAAAUAUCCUCCCCAGUGAAAAGUGGGAGAAAAAGGAACUUAGGAAAUUGAGAUUUUAAUUUUUAAGAAGCCUUUUAUUCCAUAGAAGUGGUAUGAAGGAGAGUAUGCCUGUUUAGCUCCUGGGUUCUUAGUAAAAUGUGCAGCUUUGUUGAAGACAGGCUUUAGUAGAAGUGCUGACAGGCCUGCCUCCGUAGAGCACAGAACAUUCUGCUGGAUUAGCAGAAGUGCUUUUGCUAUUUUUAAAAGCAAAAUUCCAUAAGGGCCUGUGAUAGUUUUUUAUUUAAAAGUGACUCUCUUUCUCAGCAGCCACUUUAUUGUUAUUAAACUUAGCCCUGUGGCCAGAUAUUGACAGUGGAGCACUGAAAAUUGUCCCAGUACGCCAUUCUUUCUCUGGGGUUGAUGGUCUGCUUUGGACCACCGCUAAGGUAAAAAAAGCUCCCUGAGCUAGACCUUCUGCAGAGUGGAUGAGACAGCCCCACAGUCCUGGUUGCCUGGUCUGCAAGCCCUGCAACUGAGCUGUAUCCCUCAUCCAUUCCUCUGGAUCAGGAGUUCUCUAGAAAUCUACCCUUUAUAUCAAUAAAAAAUCAGUAUGAAUUUGCCAAAUCUUUUCUAGAUUAGAAUCAUAAAAACUUGAAAUGCUGUUACAGUUGUUUUCAGUAUGUAAAUCCUCUGGAGAGCAAUAAGGGACAUGGCAUGUCUGCUAGGUCUGCUGCUUCAGGAGUUGUUGAACAGUGUCAGGGUCACUAAAGACUCAGAAGCCCUCAGAGCACAGGAUCACCACUUGUUUGGAUUUACUUGAUGGACUUUGCUCAGUGUGUUCUGAAUGAACACAGGUUAAGAUACAAUACAAUGCCAGUAGACAGUAGGGCUUUCAUUGUGUUAAGCCAUGGUGUUUCUCGGGUCAUUUGAAAGUCUUUCUCUUCCUAGAAUAUGAUUUUCACAAAAAGCAAGUUUACAUCAUCAUGUUUUCUAGUAGAAUUAAAAUGUUUGGGCACUUUUUCAGAAAAGGAUAAAAAUUAAACAUUUCAAAAGAACUGCUUUAAAUUUUCGUGCAGGUGUGUCUAACCUCAUCCACUUUUCCAUGAUUCAAAAUGGUGGCUUCCCAGAAAUGUGUUUUCCAUCUUAAUUGUCUUUGAAUCUAGAAUCAAUGUAACAGAUAUGUUAAAUACUAGGCCUAGUUUUGUAGUACUUACUAGAAAACCAACUGUAGCACAAAUGAAGACUAACCAUUCUGAGGGCAUCUCUACAUAGUCUGGUGUAUUGACAUGGGACCAGGAGCGGCUCUUUCUACAUAUGUGUCUAUUUGGAGGUCACCCUGGCACUGUUGAAGGCCGGUUUUCUUUUGCAGUCUUUUUCAGAAUGGGGUGGGGGCCUAAGUGUCCUUAUGAAGCUGUGGUCCAGGACAAGAGCGUGGGGUGGGGCGUAUGUGUUCCUUCACUUUCCUGUGUCUGGUAACUCAACAGCAAUCAUUUCUUAGAAUAGCCCUCACAGUAAAUCUAGCCCAGAAUAUAUUGUAGAGUUAUGUUGCUAAUUUUAUUUUGAAAUACGAAAUAUUUUAAGCUUUUUGUCAAAAGUGAUAACAUCUUAAUACAAAUAAAAACCUUUUUGUGGUUGUAAGAUUUAGCUUAUGAGUCAUUCAAAUUGAAGUGAAAGAAUUACCAGGUCAUUGUUAAUGACUUAGUCUAUUAAGAAUCUAUGUAUUUUUGUAAAGGAAAAGCACUUGUAGAUAUUUAAUCAGUACAAGGUCUAUGUCUGUUUUGCAGAAAGAAAAUGCUGCUUAGAGAUUCUCUUUAAAUAUUUUUUAUUUUUGUGCUCAUGUAUUUUCUGUUGAUCUAUGGAAUGUUCUGUACAAAACUGUAUGACUGUACUGGUGAGCUGGAUACAUUUUUUUUUUUAAAUUCUGGUCUUAGCCAUGUAUAUUUGACCAUGUUGAAAAUAGUAUCUUUGUUAUUAAAUUUUUGAUUGCAUA
Messenger RNA from Peromyscus leucopus (white-footed mouse), 6530 nucleotides. RefSeq names its product polycomb group ring finger 5 (gene Pcgf5). Gene Ontology annotation, biological process: regulation of transcription by RNA polymerase II. NCBI's taxonomy places the organism in Eukaryota, Metazoa, Chordata, Mammalia, Rodentia, Cricetidae. The coding region runs from base 436 to 1206 and encodes 256 amino acids. The record is from RefSeq and is a predicted model, not a curated record. The transcript is spliced from 10 exons. Gene Ontology annotation, cellular component: PRC1 complex.